Xiphophorus maculatus (southern platyfish) is the source of this 2315-nucleotide messenger RNA. It is a transcript of the gene ddx5, whose product is annotated as probable ATP-dependent RNA helicase DDX5. Gene Ontology annotation, molecular function: ATP binding; RNA binding; RNA helicase activity. Gene Ontology annotation, biological process: alternative mRNA splicing, via spliceosome. The record is from RefSeq and is a predicted model, not a curated record. The transcript is spliced from 12 exons. The coding region runs from base 117 to 2003 and encodes 628 amino acids. Lineage: Eukaryota; Metazoa; Chordata; Actinopteri; Cyprinodontiformes; Poeciliidae. Gene Ontology annotation, cellular component: cytoplasm; ribonucleoprotein complex; nucleus.
GGCCUCAUUUCGCGGUAACCGGCAUUUCAGCACCACUGCCGGCCCUGUUUUCUAUCUGACGCCGAGGCCGCUUUGUAUUUAUAUACUUUUUUGAAUUCGUACGUUUUGUUCACAAUAUGCCUGGAUAUUCAGACAGAGACCGCGGCAGAGAUAGAGACAGAGGCUAUGGCGGUGGACCACCCCGAUUCGGUGGUAGCCGGAGUGGAGGUGGAGGAAAGUUCGGCAAUCCAGGUGAGCGGUUGAGGAAGAAACACUGGAACCUGGAUGAGCUCCCAAAGUUUGAGAAAAACUUCUAUCAGCAGCAUCCUGAUGUCGCCUGUAGAUCACUGCAAGAAGCUGAGCAAUACAGAAGGUCCAAAGUUAUUACAGUGAAGGGGAGGGACUGCCCAAAUCCCAUAACUCAGUUUCAUGAAGCAAGCUUUCCCUCUUAUGUGAUGGAGGUCAUCAACAAACAGAACUGGACUGAACCAACACCUAUCCAGGCCCAGGGUUGGCCUUUGGCUCUCAGUGGCAUGGACAUGGUUGGCAUUGCACAGACUGGCUCUGGCAAGACACUUUCUUAUCUUCUGCCUGCAAUCGUGCACAUUAAUCACCAGCCUUUCUUGGAACGUGGGGACGGUCCAAUUUGUCUGGUGUUGGCCCCCACUCGUGAGCUGGCUCAGCAGGUGCAACAGGUGGCUGCUGAAUAUGGCAAAGCUUCUCGUCUGAAGUCCACCUGCAUCUAUGGAGGCGCACCAAAAGGGCCUCAGCUCCGUGAUUUGGAAAGAGGUGUGGAGAUUUGCAUCGCCACUCCAGGCAGGCUCAUUGACUUCCUUGAAGCAGGAAAAACGAACCUUCGCAGAUGCACUUACCUGGUGCUGGAUGAGGCAGACAGAAUGCUGGACAUGGGGUUUGAGCCACAGAUCAGGAAGAUUGUUGACCAAAUUAGGCCUGACAGGCAGACUCUGAUGUGGAGUGCUACUUGGCCUAAAGAGGUUCGCCAACUGGCAGAAGACUUUCUGAAGGAGUAUGUUCAGAUCAACAUUGGUGCACUGCAGCUUAGUGCUAACCAUAACAUCCUGCAGAUUGUGGAUGUCUGCAAUGAUGGAGAAAAAGAGAAUAAGCUAAUCCGUCUGCUUGAGGAAAUCAUGAGUGAGAAGGAGAACAAGACCAUCAUUUUUGUUGAGACAAAAAGGCGGUGUGAUGACCUCACUCGACGAAUGAGAAGAGAUGGGUGGCCAGCUAUGGGAAUCCAUGGUGACAAAAGCCAGCAGGAGAGGGACUGGGUCCUUAACGAGUUCAAAUUUGGCAAAGCCCCCAUACUGAUCGCCACUGAUGUUGCGUCCAGAGGCCUAGAUGUGGAAGACGUGAAAUUUGUCAUCAACUAUGACUACCCUAACAACUCUGAGGACUAUAUCCACCGCAUUGGCAGAACGGCUCGUAGCCAAAAGACGGGCACAGCCUAUACCUUCUUCACUCCCAACAACAUGAGGCAGGCCGGGGACCUCGUCUCUGUUCUGCGUGAGGCCAACCAGGCAAUUAACCCAAAGCUCCUCCAGAUGGCAGAAGAAAGAGGAGGUCGUUCAAGGGGCGGCAGAGGUGGUGACUAUGACCGUCGGGAUAGGUAUUCCUCUGGAAGGCGUGAUUAUGGCGGCGGUAGGGAUAGAGACAACAAUAGAGGAUAUAACAAUGGACCAAACCAGAGUUAUGGCGUAGGUUCUCAGAACGGAGGCUAUGGAGGCAGCAACGGUGCCAGCAAUGGAUAUGGUGGAGGGAACUACAACACCAAUGGACAGUCAAACUUUGCCACCAAUCAAGCGGGAGCUUUUGCUGCCCAAAACAACUUCCAGGCCCAACAGUUUGUUCCCAAUAAGCCAGUUGUACAAAAUGGCACAAGCCAUCCUCAGUACCAGUUCCCUCAGGCCCAGGUGCCUCCUCAGCAUCCACCCCAACAACUUGCUCCUCAACAGCAUCCUCCACCGCCUCUGGUGCCGUACCCCAUGCCUCCACAGUUCUCUCAGUAAAUGCCCCACAUACUUGAAAGAGGUAAUUUAUUGCAUUUUGUCUUUUAAGUUCUAUACCUAAUUUGAAAUUUUUGUAUUUACACAACAGGGUUCUGUCAACCUAUGAAGCCUUUUAAGAUCUGCAGUGCAGCAAUAGUUUUGGUUGCACAUUUGUUUUUCCUGUAUUUAAUUUGUUACAUUCCUCAGAAAUAUUUAGUUUGUUUUGUACCAGAAAAUUACAAGUGUAUUGGUUUUCAUGUGUAGCAUUCAGUGAUCAGCUCCUACAUUGAAAGUGCACUGCAUGAUCUUUGAAAUAAAACCAUACAAAAGAUU